Molecule: messenger RNA, 1486 nt
Organism: Colossoma macropomum (tambaqui)
Lineage: Eukaryota; Metazoa; Chordata; Actinopteri; Characiformes; Serrasalmidae
Exons: 2
Coding region: 97-1062 (321 amino acids)
Source: RefSeq, a predicted model, not a curated record
CGUGCUUAUAUAACCUAGAGCUCUUUCCCUUGUUGGGGUAUUUCCACUGACUUAUACAGAGACCGCUUCUCUUAGGAAACAAGCAAGCAAGAAAACAUGGCUGUGAACAGAGAGUGGACAGAAUAUGAAAACUCCAGAGGCCAUGAUGUAACGUGCUGUGAGGGUGAGCAUGUGAGUUUAUCGGAGCUGAAAGCCGACCCUGGAGUGGACACUCACUACCUGAGGAAGAAAAACAUCCCGCCUUAUCCAAAAUCCGUGCUCUUCCGUGUAUCUGAAGUGUGUCACGUGACUGGGGAGAGUGGCGUUCGGGGUAUCUUUGAUGAUGGCGGCUUCCAGAUUCCAUACCAUGAUGAAUAUGACAAAGAGAACUUCCUGUGGUGGAGUCUAUCAGUGACUGAGGAAGACAUUGCUGAUGCUGAGGAGAAUUUCCUAGAGGAGUUAGGCAUGACUCCAGAUGACCAGGCCUACGACCAGCAGCCUUUCCUGGAGAAGUUCACCACCUCACCGGCAUUCCAGAACAAGUCUCGCUACGGCAACUUCUGCUUUGUCUUUCCUCUAAGAGAGCUCCUGUCUCUGUAUGCCAGGCAAUUUUGUUACAAUUCUGCUCCAGUUCUUCGUGUGUUGGACACCAAGAUCUACAAAACAGAAAUUAUGUACUCUGUGUUGGUGCAUCCACGGCACAUUAAGCGCUAUAGCCAAUACCCACGCCUGCCCCGUGGUGACGACGACGUGUGUGGGUACUUCCAGGGCAACAUGUCAUGGCGCUGUCAGGCCCCGUCAGAAAGUCAUGGCCACAGGCUAGUGGUGGACGAAGAGGAGUCCACAGUGCAUGCAAGGUCACUUAAGGGUGAGGAGUAUUAUGUGUGGGAUCAUGUGGCUGUAGCCUUCCACAUGGAGCCAGGCCGGAUUCUGGACGUGGAUCGGGAGCGACUGUACAGAAGUGUGAGCACAUGUGAGGUCCCUGAAUGGAAUCUCCUGAGGGAGCCAGACUAUGGCCUUGAUGAGUAUGAAGCCUAUGAAAUAUUAGAAAACUUGGCUCUAGAGUAUGGUUUAGGCUUCUGAUACUACUAUUGAUCAGGGGUGUUAAAAUCCUAUUCCUGGCAAUUUGGUGACUGCAAACAUUUUUUAGAAUCCCAACCAAACACUUCCAACCCAUGUAGUCCAGGCGAUGAGACCAGGGUAGUUACUCAAAAAGUAAUCCAUUACAAAUGGAUACUUCUGAUACUUUAUUUAGAAAGAAAUAGCCAGUUGAGGUAAACAAUCAUUUAAAGGCAUAUCACUGUCCCUGACUUUUCUCUGAACAAGACAAAGACAUUAUGCUGUUUGAAAACCUAAAAACUGGUCAAAAGAAGCACAGUUCAGUAGUUGAGAGUAAACAAAGUCAUUCAGAGUGAUCUGAUGUUAAAUUGUAGAGAAACUUACUGACUCAUAUUUCCUUACAGUGGUGGUGAUAGGAACCAGGGGUCGCUAUGUCUACAACACUAAU